UUUACAGAACCUGUAGACCCUAUUCUCGUAUCCGACUAUUCGACUGUGAUCAAAAAUCCAAUGGACUUUUCCACUAUGCGAGCUAAAGUUGAGCGGAAUUUUUAUCCCAACAUUGACGAAUUUCUCAAGGAUUUCCAGCUGGUCUGCGAUAAUGCUCGGCUCUAUAAUGCGAAGGACACACUCUACUGGAAACAGGCGGACAAGUUA
Molecule: messenger RNA, 207 nt
Organism: Gamsiella multidivaricata
Lineage: Eukaryota; Fungi; Mortierellomycota; Mortierellomycetes; Mortierellales; Mortierellaceae
Product: Bromodomain-containing protein
Exons: 1
Molecular function (GO): protein binding
Source: RefSeq, a predicted model, not a curated record